This is a messenger RNA of Gigantopelta aegis, 422 nucleotides long. RefSeq lists its product as uncharacterized. The record is from RefSeq and is a predicted model, not a curated record. Lineage: Eukaryota; Metazoa; Mollusca; Gastropoda; Neomphalida; Peltospiridae. The coding region runs from base 117 to 422 and encodes 101 amino acids. The transcript is spliced from 4 exons.
AUAAAACAUACCAACUGAGAACAUGGCCGACGUAAACAAAGUUACAUUUCAUUCGAAGAUCAUAUGCGGAAUGUUUGUCUUUACACAGUAAGAGUUGAAAACACUAUGUUCUGAGUAUGUCUCCAACUGUUACUGGCGCCAAGAUGAACGACGAAGCUAUACUCGAGGCUGAGAUUCAGCAAGAACUUGAGAUGAUUAACCUUGAUGCUGAGAACCCCCAGGAUGGAGACGCUGGCCUUCUGGAAGUGGACCGUGCACUUCCUGAAAAUAUUGAUCAUGUUGAUGAUCCAGAGAGUUUACCUAACAUAGAAGACUACUUGAUCUGUAUGCGCAACCAGACAGACAGGUUUGAACAGGAGUUGUUGGAGUGUGAUGACCUUCUCAAUCACCAUCCUGCAGGAAUAUCAGUCGGCUUUGCGUGA